This is a messenger RNA of Dalotia coriaria, 832 nucleotides long. RefSeq names its product nuclear cap-binding protein subunit 2. The record is from RefSeq and is a predicted model, not a curated record. Lineage: Eukaryota; Metazoa; Arthropoda; Insecta; Coleoptera; Staphylinidae. The coding region runs from base 254 to 733 and encodes 159 amino acids. Gene Ontology annotation, biological process: mRNA cis splicing, via spliceosome. Gene Ontology annotation, cellular component: nuclear cap binding complex. Gene Ontology annotation, molecular function: RNA cap binding. The transcript has 3 exons.
UCAGGGUGCCGGGGUUGUUCUCAGACAAUCGACUAUCGAUUUGUAAUUCCGAGAUAUCGCUAGGUCACGCCAAAUAUUUCUUAUUUACUAUUUACGCACAUCAUUUUAAAUAAAAUUUCUAGAAUCAUAGUGUAACUAUAGGCAACCACACAUACAGUAUAUUUAAGGUUAAAGUGGAUGCGUCUAGAAUUGUUAUUUUGUGAAAGAUUACAACCGAAUUAUUAUAAAUAACAAAUACAAAUCAGCAUUAACAAUGUCUCACAUGAGUUCUCCAUCCGUGGAGCUCAGCUCCUACAGAGAUCAGCACUUCAAGGGAAGUAGAGCUGAACAAGACAAAUUACUUCGUCAAUCAUGUACUCUCUACGUGGGAAACCUAUCGUUUUUCACCACUGAAGAACAAAUCUACGAGUUAUUCUCACGUUGCGGCGAUAUUCGCAGAGUUAUCAUGGGACUUGACAAAUACAAGAAAACACCCUGUGGUUUUUGUUUUGUUGAGUACUACACAAGACAUGAUGCUGAGAAUUGUUUAAGAUACAUUAAUGGAACCAGAUUGGAUGACAGAAUAGUCCGAACAGAUUGGGACGCCGGAUUUGUCGAAGGAAGACAAUACGGACGUGGAAAAACCGGCGGACAAGUCCGAGAUGAAUACAGAACUGAUUAUGAUGGUGGACGAGGCGGCUACGGGAAGAUAAUCGGCCAAAAACUCCCCACAGAGCAACAUUUCGGAAGAUAAAACAAGAAAUUCACUAACUUUUUACAAAAUCAUCUCUCAUUUAAGUAAUUAUGUAUUAAAAUUUAUUCCUAAUGGUAAAAAAACGUUUUCAACCCUUAA